Messenger RNA from Daphnia pulex (common water flea), 3030 nucleotides. Its product is annotated as myogenesis-regulating glycosidase-like. Gene Ontology annotation, biological process: carbohydrate metabolic process. Lineage: Eukaryota; Metazoa; Arthropoda; Branchiopoda; Diplostraca; Daphniidae. The transcript has 8 exons. The record is from RefSeq and is a predicted model, not a curated record. Gene Ontology annotation, molecular function: hydrolase activity, hydrolyzing O-glycosyl compounds. Bases 292 to 2697 code for a protein of 801 amino acids.
UGUGGCGUUACGCGCAUAAACAACUGACAGUCGCUUUCCAGUUUGACACGCUCUCUAUCACGACUCAGUUGGAUUACGUAAAGGGACGAGAGAGCACGCUUCGUACUUUGGCUUAGAUAAAAGCUAGAAAAAGUAUAGUUUCUUUUUUUUAUUCAACGUGUGUACACAAAACCACCAUAGAUUACACACCCACCGAGUAUUCAACAAGUGGUUUUUCUGGUUGGGUGGUUGGGGUCGGUUUUACGCAGAGAAGAAUUUUUUCAGCCAAACGAAACAAAUCUUUGAAAUUAAAUGGAUGACAAAAUUAAGCAGACGAAUAUUGCUGUUCCAGCAACACCUACUGAAGAUGAUUCUGACUAUGACACAAUCACCUCAAGAACUCCUCUCAAAAAGAGGACAGGGUUUGUCUUGCCAACACCGUCCAAUGCAGACAUCGAAAGUGGGAAAAAGGAAGAAGCUGAUCAAGCCGAUAAAACAAAUUGCACGACACCUUUAAAUCCCAAUAAUAACCAGAAGAAUGGCAGUCCUUCAUUCGCCAACCGCAUCAAAGAUAAGAUAACUAAUGCAGUUCCAAAUGUGAUUCAAAAGAAACCAAGAGAGUACAAACUCAGGGCUUUUGUUGGGUUUUUGUUCCUACUUGUCGUUUUUCUGGUUGGCUUUGCCUACAUUUUCUACUAUCAACAACUUUCUAGAAAAACUUAUUUCGAGAGAAUUCGGUUUACUAAAGAAGAUCGUAUAAUGCGAGUGUACGACGAUAACGGUAUGGAAGCUCUCAGAGGCCAUAUGGGAGCAUCAUUUCCUACAUCACAAAAAUCUUAUCCAUGCCACGAGAGAGACCGUCCUGCCAAUUCUACUUUGUGUUUGGAAUGGAUGGGACGCGGACGAUUCUCUCUUGCUCAAACUCCGAACAAAAAUCAGGACGAUAAGUCGCGAUGCUACCGAGUCAUAUGGCAAUCGCUCUCUCCCGAUACCUACCCCACCGAUUGCUACGAAAUGAACAACCAUUUGUGGUUUGGAGCUGGAGCUGUACUAGGUCAACAACACGAUUUUGCUGGGUGGCCUCUUAAUAGAGCUGAAGUUCCAAUCAGUCCAUUUGUCACGGGUACUGAAGUUCGGGGACAUAAUGGUUGGGGUCAAGUUCUUCGCCGCUAUUUUAUGAGUUCCAGAGCAGCUGCCAUAAUCGUCGACGAUUCUACCCCAUUGUGGGUGUCGGUCAAUGCCAAUCAAAGCCAGCGGCUUUGUUUGCAAUCCAGAAGUAGUGGUUUCCCAUUUUUCGACCAUGGAGAGGAAUCAAUUGCUUCCAAUACUACCACCAAGAGAAACGGGACCAAAAAUAACCCUCUGGUUAAUUCAGUUUUAAAUUACACCAUUUGCACCGCCGCUGAUCUCGAUACGCUGUUAACCUCACUGGCCGACGCCUGGUGGGACGGACUGAGGAAAGACGAAAUGGAGGUCGUAAAGAAACUGAUGGAAGACCCCGUCUGGAGAUUUCAACCCAAGGCUGAUGAUAACCAAACAGUUCAAAGCUUGAUGAAGUACACGAACAGUAUCGUCGGAUCGGUAUGGACCAGUCCAGGUUAUUUGUUGAUUGAUACACCAUGGGAGGAGAAAACUGGCGAUUUAGAGUUUGAUCCUCAUCGUUUCCAGGGAUUAAAUGAGGCUCUCGAGAUAAUCCAUCGCAAAGGAUUCAAAGUUGCUGUUACCGUCCGGCCAUUUGUCAGCACAUUUUCCAAGACCUACAAGAGUGGCUUAGAUUUUGAACAUUCGGGCUCGUCAUCAGUUGGAACAUGGAUUCGUCAGCCUUACGGCGAAGGAUCACCAGCUUUGACGAGCUAUAAUGGCGACCACAGUCUAGCGUUGGCCGACGUAACUUCCCGCAAUAUUUCUGAAUGGGUUGCCGAACGUCUCCACACUCUUAUCAAGAACUACGAAUUGGAUGGCAUCUUCUUCGAAAGCGUCACAGCCGAUUAUUUGCCCCAUUACUACCUGACGUCUAAACCACUAUUAGAUCCAUCAACAUUGAGUAGUUUGUGGGUGGAUGCAGCUCGCCAAGUCACAACAGUACUCAGCGUCACUUCAGCCACACACAUGCCUAGGCUUCCGACCUUCGUGGCCAUUCCUUGGCUUCCGUCCUCUUGGGAUGGUCUGGCUCAUCUACUUCCUUUGGUCUUGACGCUCAGCGUCUCCGGUUAUCCCUUCCUAAUCCCUCCUCCAGUUGGUGGCUUUUCAAAUGCGUCCAAACCUGAAAAGGAGUUGUACAUCCGCUGGCUUCAAGUAAGUACUUUCCUACCAGUGAUACAAUUCGCAACCAUUCCUUCGUCUUACGAUGCUGAAGUGGAACGAAUGGCCAGCAACCUGACUGGACUUCGGCAAGCCACUGUCCUUCCCAUCCUGCAGCGGUAUGGUGGCAGCUCUGUGUUUGACGGAUUGCCAAUCAUCAGACCGCUGUGGAUGUUGGAUCCUUUCGACAAAGAAGGACUAGACGUUGCGGACGAAUUUUGCGUCGGUGAUGAGCUGCUCGUUGCCCCCGUCCUGGAGCCGGGAGCGCGAGAACGAGAAGUAUAUUUACCCAAAGGUGUAUGGAAAGAUGGCAUUGAUGGAAGUCUUCGGAAGGGUGGACGAUGGAUUCACCAUUACAGAGCCAAGCUCGAUCAAGUUCCGUUUUUCACACGAGCAGCCGAAGGCACGCGCUUAUAAUAAUUACAGAGAACGUAACCCGUAAACUUUCACCUGAAUUGGCCUAUUUCAUUUCAUUUAGCUGUAUGUUUGUGUUGAAUUUUUAGGUUGUAUUUUUAUUCGCGAAGCUCUAUAUGUUCUUUAGAUUGUUGACAUAAUGCUGCCAACUAUGUCCAGUGAAACAUUUCUCUUAAGGAAAGAGAUGCAUUUCUCUUUCUUUUGGAUCCUUUACGAAAUAAAAUAAAAUUGAUUAUAAUGUGUGUGUCUUGUUUAAAACUUGUUGAUUCCAGAAAAUCUAGCGACGAUGUAAUAUAACUUGUCAAGAAUACACUCGUAACUUAUCCCUCCCACAAA